Molecule: messenger RNA, 717 nt
Organism: Haplochromis burtoni (Burton's mouthbrooder)
Lineage: Eukaryota; Metazoa; Chordata; Actinopteri; Cichliformes; Cichlidae
Product: extensin-like
Exons: 1
Coding region: 1-717 (238 amino acids)
Source: RefSeq, a predicted model, not a curated record
AUGCACGCCCCCCAUCACCCGCCCCCUCCCCGUCCGUACCCCCCGUGCCCACUCCGCCGCACUCUACUCCCCUUCCGCCGAUUAGGCCAACACCCCGCCCAACGCCAGACCCGCCCGAAACCUUCCACCUCCCAACCCGGGACUACCCCCCACCUCCCCCCACCCCAUCCCCCACUACCAUACAACGCCCAACAGCCUCCGAAUAUCUGCGCCUCUCCGAUCAAACGACCUCGAAUCAUCCCCAACUACACCCUCCCCUUCCCCUCGGCCGCACACACCGACCACAUACAUCGCAAAUUUCAUCCUCACAAACGACAGCAACUCACAACCCCCCCCCCGCCCAAAACAGACAAACCACCAAACCCAGAUACCAACAACGUAACUCGACUCGGGCGGGAUCAUUUCUGUCACCACCCGGAUACCUGUGCCCCACGCCUCGGCGCCCCCACAUCCACCAGACCGCCCCCAACACCCCUGCACGCCACAGAAACAAAAACGCGACAAACCAACCACCACCGACACCACCACUCACGGUCAACCCCCACCCCCACCGCCGACGCACACCAAGCACCAAAAAGCCGCAGCACGAACAACCCCAACCCCACCAAAACCCGCCACGCCCCCCACCCCCCCAACCCCCCCGAUCGAACACCCCCACACACGAAAAACAACCCCACAAAUCCAAGCCCCACACCACAAAAAAACCACACGCGCUAG